UUAAUACUUUAUACUUCUCUAUAUAUAUUACCUCCAUUUGCUACAUUUCUGAUUUUCAUAUAUAUGAUUUUGAUUGCUUUAUCUUCAAGAGGGUUCUCUCCUUCUCCAUACCUAAUACUAGCAAAUUAAUAACAAGAAUAGAAUGGGAAAACUUAUCGGCAUUUUCGCAUGUUUCUUGAUAGUGACAUUGGACGUCAUUGCCGGCAUUCUAGGAAUCAAAGCCGAAGCCGCUCAAAACCAGGAAAAGCAUUUGAGGCUAUGGAUAUUCGAGUGCAAAGAGCCGAGCCACGAUGCAUUUGUCCUUGGUGUAGCUGCGGCUACUCUUCUUGCAUUGGCUCAUGUUUUAGCUAAUUUGGUGGGAGGGUGCAAUAUUUGCAGCCAAGAUGAGUUCCAUAAAGCUCCACCUAGCAAGAAGAUCUCUCUGGCUUGCCUUGUUUUCACUUGGAUAAUAGUGGCGGUUGGGUUGUCGAUGUUGGUGAUUGGGACAACGGCGAACAGGAAGUCGAGAGCUUCGUGUGGAUUCACGCACCACCAUUUUCUAUCGACAGGCGGGAUUUUGUGCAUGGUUCAUGCACUCUUUGCAGUCGCCUAUUAUGUUACUUCAACUCAUGUGCUUCAUUGAAUGUAGUUUGAUGGUUAUGUCUGGACUUUUUUUUUCUCUGUUAUUUCCAAUCUUAAUUCCUUCUAAAUUUUUUUCCGUUAAUUGUUUGGUGUUUUGUUUCAAACUUGUUAUUUAUGGCUACAAAAGUGAUUUCUAGAGUUUCAACAUUUUCC
This is a messenger RNA of Striga asiatica, 774 nucleotides long. The record is from the annotation of a GenBank genome assembly. NCBI's taxonomy places the organism in Eukaryota, Viridiplantae, Streptophyta, Magnoliopsida, Lamiales, Orobanchaceae.